This is a messenger RNA of Spodoptera frugiperda (fall armyworm), 2324 nucleotides long. RefSeq lists its product as uncharacterized. The record is from RefSeq and is a predicted model, not a curated record. The transcript is spliced from 3 exons. NCBI's taxonomy places the organism in Eukaryota, Metazoa, Arthropoda, Insecta, Lepidoptera, Noctuidae. The coding region runs from base 1 to 2286 and encodes 761 amino acids.
AUGAAAGUGUGCGCUUGUGUUCUGCUGUUCACAAUAUUCGCACACACAACGAACCCCCAGCAACAGCAACUGAAACAUCCAAACAGAAAUGUCAACCUCGCUCUAGAAACGAUUCUAAAAUUUGAUAAGAAUCAACCAGGCGACAGACUGCUAUUAAAAACAGUUGAAAAAUUCGUCAAACAAGUCAAAGAUGUUCUUCGUAACACUAAACAGACUCACUCGCGACGUAAUCUAACUGACGAUAGAGUACAUACCUUCACUGGUUUUAUACAACAGAUUAUAAGUAUACUCAACACUUACGAUGACAAUGGUUUCCAAAUGUUCCUACAUAUUUUAGGCGAAGAACUGCAAAAAUAUCACUAUAAAGGCUCCAAAUUUCAUGAGUUGACAGAAAUUUAUCAGUUGAAAGUGACUCUUAGAGAAGCUUAUGACUUUAUUAAAGAUAAACCUGCUUCAGAAACCAGGUUCAUAGUUAAUUUCAUCGGAGAUGUAUUAAGAAAAGAGUCGUAUGAUGACAAGAUGAAAGAUUUUGUUGCUUACCUAAAUUCUUUAUACACAAAGGACGAUGAAGAGAAAUUCCAUAAAGUGCUUAAAGAUUUGGAAUCUUAUGGUCGAAGUAGAUCUUGGACUGAUGAUAAUUUCGUCAAAGUUAUUAAAGAAGGAGUCAGAGCAUUGGUCUUUGAUCACUAUUCAAACUUAGAUACAGACACAAGAAAAGAAUUAAAAGAUAAAAUCGCUUCAUUCUGGAAGUCUUCUAAACCAGCUUUAAGAACAACUUCUGAAGUCAUUUUCAUUACAGACAUUCGUCCCACAAAAGCAAAUACAGGAGUAAAAAAUACAAUACCAAUUUUAGUAACUAAGACAUCGUCAAGUCCAAUCCAUAAGAUCGGUAGACAAGGUUACAAUUACUCGGAUUCAGGAGAAUUCUAUAAAGAUAUAAGCGCCUCAAACAUGAAAUAUAAACCUUCAGACGAAUCUUCUGAUUUGAAUACUAUUGAAGAGUCAGAAGAAAAACUGACUGAAGCUCCUCACACAAGACGUUAUGCUACUUUGUUUUAUGAAGAAAUUUCUCCUAUAGAAGAAGUAAAGACGACAAAAUCAAAGCAACCUGCUGUUUUUGCUAAUGUACAAAGAUUUAAGAUAGAUGAAGAUGAAGAAAAUCUCGCCCUAAGAGCCGGUAAAGAUGAAUUUGAACCCACAGUUAGUAACAAGCCAAGAAAACAUAAGAAGAAAUAUGAUAAACAUGUAAAAUCUUACGGUGUGAAGAAAAUUAAAACUACACCGAAACCUGUACAAUGGAAUGUAUCAAGUAAUCUUAAUAUCAUGGAUUCGUAUAAACAAGUUUUUGAAUCGCUAAAGAAAAUUGGAAGACUCGCAAUCGAUCUUCAGGAUUCACCAACAAAAUUAUCAGGGAACUCCACAACACCACCAAAGAGUUUAAACUUCCGCGCAUUCUUGAACUUGGAACCUCAGACCACUAGCUUCGUGAAAUGGCACAUUGGAGGCAGGACAAAAUACGACCAGACAAAAUUCGCAUCAGCUCACGUCCACACAGAAGAAGAAAUAUCGGUGGAACAGUUCAAAAGAGACUUAGAAAGAGAAAGAAAACAUUUGAGAAGAUCUUUGAGUGAUAAUAAGGGGAAUCUAGGAAUAAAGGACCUACAAAUGAUUAUUGAAAGACUGAAUUAUUUAGGGAAACAGAUUGAGGAAUUGAAGCAAGCCAACGCUUUGAGGACUUGUCAAACAAACGAUAAAAAUCAAACUGGCAAAUGCUUUAGAAGUGAUAACGGGAGAGAUGCAAAAGACGACUCAUAUGUCAAACUUGUUGAAGUAAAAAGAGGUAGUUUGAGGCAGAAGUAUAACAUAACAAAUAAUACAGGUAACAUUGUUAUUAGAAAAUGCGAUAAAUGUAACGUUUCUCGGUUAUACAGAAAAGUUUUGAAGACAAAUAAAACUGGGUUGUAUCACACUAAUGUGAAAUCAGAUCAAAAAGUAGCAAGAGUAAAUAAGACUUUGUUAUCGCACGAUAGACAUAGAAUGAGAGAUACUACGUCAGUUUUCAAUUCGACACAAUCAAAUAACAAAAUAAUUCGUGAUUUUAAUAAGCACUUUUCUCUAGAUGUUACCCAUGACCUAAAAGAUGGUAGAAAGUCUAGAUAUAAACUAACGACUAGUGGUAGGAAAUCUAAAAGUGAUACAGCGAAUAUCACUGCAAGAUCUAGAAGGGUUUUAAAUUUCUCUUCCCCGCCACAUUAUGAUAUAUUUCAUCCAUCUGUCGUAUGGUAGGAUUUAUUUUAAUGUAACAUUAAAAAGAUUUAAAUUGA